This is a messenger RNA of Gekko japonicus, 1866 nucleotides long. RefSeq names its product cilia and flagella associated protein 206 (gene CFAP206). Gene Ontology annotation, biological process: regulation of flagellated sperm motility; sperm axoneme assembly; regulation of cilium beat frequency. Bases 1 to 1866 code for a protein of 621 amino acids. Lineage: Eukaryota; Metazoa; Chordata; Lepidosauria; Squamata; Gekkonidae. Gene Ontology annotation, cellular component: ciliary basal body; axoneme. The record is from RefSeq and is a predicted model, not a curated record. The transcript has 12 exons.
AUGACUCACUCUCAAGCUGAAAAUGUCAUCAAGAACAUCAUCCGUGAAAUAGGACAAGAAUGUGCCAUGAAGGGUCAAACUGUAUCGGAAACUCUGGUGGCUUUCAUGGUGAAAGCUGUUGUGUUGGAUCCAAGGAAUGAAUUUAAUGUAGACAGAACUCUUACAAAAGCUGAUGUACAAAAACUUAUUAAGCUGUGUAUUGAGAGACUGCUUGACACAAGAAAUCCUUCCCUGGACACUAUUAAGAUGCAAGUUUAUUUUGAUAUGAACUAUACAAACCGAGUUGAAUUAAUUAAUGAACAACAUCGCAUUCUGGAAUCCAGGCUUGCUCCUGUGAGCAGAGAAAUUACAGAUAAUCGUGCUCGAACACGAGAAGAAUUGGAAAGUGUUUAUCGAAAGAUUGUCAGCUAUGUGCUGCUGCGCUCAGGCCUUGGAUCCCCAACAGACAUCAAGGUCAUUAGAGAGGCAACUGCUGCCCUGCAAAGUGUAUUUCCUCAGACAGAGCUUGGUGCUUUCCUCUCUUUCAAUAAGAAGGAAAAAGAGCGGCAGUUGAAAGAACUCACCAUGAUUGUGACAGGAAUUCGAUUAUUCAACAAGGACUGUGGGAAGGGAGGAGAAGGCAUCGAUGAUUUACCAGCUAUUCUGAAUGAAGCUAUCCCAGCAGCCAGCCACCAUAUAGAUAUAGAGCUUCAGAGUUCCCAGGACUUGGCAUAUCGAUACACGGCCAUGGUUGAAAUGAUGCACCAGAGCCUUAAUGCUGAAAUGGAACUGAAAUUGACAAUGUUAAAAGAAGUGCUGUACAAUGUGAGACAACAUGAAGCAUAUCUCUGUGUCAUCCUGUCCGAUGUGAUUACUUGCGCACAAGAAGUUGAAAUGAUGCAGAAGCAGUUUGCAGCACAGAUGGAACAGUUAAAAAAUGUUGUUCGGGCAAAAACAGCUGUGCCUACAUCUCAAGUUUAUCCCAUAUUUAUUGCACUUUCUAACCUUUGGACCAGUUUUCAAGAUGAGAUACUGGUUCUCAGUUUCCUCAAUAACUUGACGGUCAAUCUCCAGCAGUUCUUGGAUGCUCAUGCAGUGAUCUUUCCAGAGGAUGUGAUGGAGUCUCUUCUUGAAGGCAUAACUGUGAAGACUGAUGAAGAAAGGUUAAAGAAAUCAGCUGAUGACAAAGUAAAUAUUUCUGACUUCACAUCAGAAGAAUGGCUAUUGCCAGAAACCACAAUUAAUUUUAGCCAACUGACUGUUCAGUACCAUGGGUUUUGUGCUUACAAUUUUGCUGUGAAAGAUGGUCUCCUCCUCCCAGGAAAUCCUUCUUUGGGAAUUUUGAAGCAUAAGGAGAAAUAUUACACCUUUUGUUCCAAAGAAGCUGCAUAUAGUUUUGCCAGAAAUCCAGAUAAAUAUAUUAAGAUGAUUGGAGAAAAAGCAAAGGAAAGUCCAGAGCUUAUUCAGCUGCUUGAACUUCAUCAGCAGUUUGAAUCUUUGGCCCCUUAUUCUCAGAUUAAAAGCAAGGACAAGAGUUUGAAACCCAUCACAAAGUGUGACAGCAGUACUCAGACUGAAACACACAUCUUGCCACCAACUUUUGAAAAGGAUUAUGAAUGGAAUGAAUGGGAACUGAGGAGAAAAGCCAUCAAACUGGCUAACUUGCGCCAAAAGUUAACACAUUCUGUGCAAACUAACCUUAGUCAUAUGCGAAGGGACAAUUCUGCUCAGGUGUACCUGAUGAAGGACUCCAGUACACAGACCAAGCGUGAAAACAGCAGUAACGUACCUAGGCCACAGAUUUUCUUGGCUGGACUUCGAGGAGGAACUCCCCCAAUUACACACAUGACAAAAGUGAACUUAACAAGAGCAGUUGAUGAAACAUAG